This is a messenger RNA of Trypanosoma conorhini, 1005 nucleotides long. RefSeq lists its product as uncharacterized. The coding region runs from base 1 to 1005 and encodes 334 amino acids. The transcript has a single exon. NCBI's taxonomy places the organism in Eukaryota, Euglenozoa, Kinetoplastea, Trypanosomatida, Trypanosomatidae. The record is from RefSeq and is a predicted model, not a curated record.
AUGUUUCAUGGCUUUCCGGACGUGCAGCUAGCGCCGCGCGACACCGCCCUCAGCGAGCAGUUCUCCCUGCUGGACGGGGAGGACUGCGUGGAGACGCUGCUGCGGCCGACGGUGCAGAAGGUGCGGGUGUCCUUCGCCGCCCUGACGUACCUCGGCAGCCUCGCGCAGAACGCGACGUCGCACUACGCCCUCUUUGGCCGGGUGUGCGGGGUGCAGGUGAACGAGGCGAUUGAGAUCACGAAUGUGCUGCCGCCGGUCCUCACCUCGCGGCCGCCGGAGGACGAGACGCCUGAGCAGCGUGAGGAGCGGCUGCGGGAGCAGCAGCGGGAGGAGCGGAAGAUGUACGAGCGGAUGGGGCGGAUGCUGCUGAAGGAGGAGCUCGACAGCUACCAAGUAGGCCACUUCGCGGUGUGCAGCGCCUGCACCAACGCCCCCUACUCGGUCCGCACGGCGCAGCAGCUGGCGCAGCUGGCGGUGGACGGCCACCCCAGCGUCCUCCUCAUCUACGACCCGUUCCGCACGAGCUUGAUGGGCAAGCUCUACCUGCGCGCCUUUGUGCCGACGCGGGAGUACGUGGAGUUCUACACGAGAAUCAACAACAAGCGCAACACCCUGCGGGAAAACCGCCUGAUGCGGGACUGCCACGUCGGCAAGAGCGGGGUGCUGCGGGAGGUGCGGGUGGAGGUAGGCGUGGACGAGUACCAGCUGCUCUGCCUCGACGGCUUCAGCGUCGCCCCGCUCCCCAGCACCUGCGCCACCCUGCACUCCGAGACCAUGGCGGAGUACACCGCCGCCCUCAUCGAGUCCGUGCGCCACAACACCGACGAGCUCUCCCGCGUGCUGCACAGCGAGAGUUACUUCAGCCAGAAGGAGGAGAGCUACGGCCCGCUGGCGCAGCGCAUCGACACCCUGCUUAAGCUGAUGCAGCUGCGCGAGCAGACGCAGCACUUAGAGUCCAUCUGCGACGGCGUCCUCCUUAACACCUCGCUGCUGCGCGAUUUGUAG